Molecule: messenger RNA, 1233 nt
Organism: Apis cerana (Asiatic honeybee)
Lineage: Eukaryota; Metazoa; Arthropoda; Insecta; Hymenoptera; Apidae
Gene: mRpL53
Product: mitochondrial ribosomal protein L53
Cellular component (GO): mitochondrial large ribosomal subunit
Source: RefSeq, a predicted model, not a curated record
CUGCAUCAAACUAUAUCCCCUAGAUUGCUACUGUUGGUGAUAUGCACUGCAUGCGAUUGCGUGCUCGAUUUCCGAAAUGUCGAUCCCUUUCAAUGGAACUCGUACACGUUCAAAAGGAAUAAUAAGUGCAAUAGCAAAGCAUUUGAGAACUUUAUCUUUAAAACCAGUUAAAUCAAUUGAUAUAAAAUUCGAUCCCUUUCAUGAUAAAGCCUUGGAAGCAAGAGAUUUUCUAUUUCACAUUACAACUCCAAAGAUUAUUGCAACAAAUCCACGUUGCAUUGUAAAACCAUGCAUUGUUUCUGAUUUAUCUGAACCCGUAAUUACGUUCAAUUUAAUAUCUGGUGAUAAAAUAGUAUGCAAAUGUGCAAAUUUGACAUCUUUAAAUCUUUUGGAACUUUACAACAAACACAUCACACCUUUGACUCCAUGUGAAGAUUAAGUUUAAAAGAAGUGAUUCUUUUUUAUAAUAAUAUAAUUUGGCUAUUUAAUUAUUUUUUUCUUAAUCAAAUUUUAAAAAGCAUUGAAUUUUUACAGCAUAAGAAAUAAUUUAUUUUUAAAAUGGCAAGUCAUACUUCAAAUAAUAAAAAUUAUAAUAUGAAACUGAUUGACACACUUUAUAAUCAAGUUCCAGCUUUUACUGAUGUAUUUGAUGAAGAAACAUGGUAUAUUUUUGUUGCCUGCUUUGUAGCAGGAACAUUUUUAGUUGCAUUUAUUCUUUCAAGAUUUAUUACAUUGAAACCUGUAGAAUAAAUGUAUCAUGUUGUUUAAAAAAAUGUAAUUCAUAUUCAUAUAGAAAAAAUUAAUUUAUACUUAGUUAUAUACAUUAUAUAUAUUAAAAUAAAAUUUAAGAUUUGUUAAGAUUAUAUUGUAAUAAUUAUAAUUUUUCUGUAUAUUUUCUAUAAAUUGUAAAUAUAAAGAUCUAUAGAAUUUUUCUUGCAACUAAAACAAUUUAUAACAAAAUAUAUUGUAAUUAAUUAAUGUCUUAUAUAAAAUAUUAUGUAAUUUGAAUAUAUUUUCAAUUAUUUGAAAUAUUCAUUUAGUAAUUAUAUAUAUUUUUUUUAUCAAAAUUCAUUAAUUUUAUGUGUUAUGAAGAUACACUUUGAAAUUAAUAUUUACACUGCGAAGAUUUUAUAAUUAUAUUUUUAUAAUUUUAGUAAACAUUAAAAUAAUUCGUAUUUUUAAUGUAAUAAAAAUUGUUUAAUAUUUAAUAAUAAAAAAUUAAUGAAAUACGAA